AUGGAUCUAAAAUCGGGGUCAUCAAACAGAAAUAGGAAAAAGGGUUAUGGUGGUCGCAAACUGUGUGCUUGUCGAUUGUCAGCAAAGGUUUUCACGGCUUGGACAAACAAGGAUCCUGGCGGACGGAAGGAGGGAAUACGCAUUGUUCUUACUUUGAGUGGCUUGAUGGAAAAUAAGUUAAUGGUUGGCCAAAGAGAGCUUUGA
This is a messenger RNA of Eruca vesicaria subsp. sativa (arugula), 204 nucleotides long. The record is from the annotation of a GenBank genome assembly. Lineage: Eukaryota; Viridiplantae; Streptophyta; Magnoliopsida; Brassicales; Brassicaceae.